Molecule: messenger RNA, 2266 nt
Organism: Lingula anatina
Lineage: Eukaryota; Metazoa; Brachiopoda; Lingulata; Lingulida; Lingulidae
Product: 1-phosphatidylinositol 4,5-bisphosphate phosphodiesterase delta-1
Biological process (GO): lipid metabolic process; intracellular signal transduction
Cellular component (GO): plasma membrane
Molecular function (GO): calcium ion binding; phosphatidylinositol-4,5-bisphosphate phospholipase C activity
Source: RefSeq, a predicted model, not a curated record
AUUAUCAUACGGCCUCUAUUGUUCGACCAUAUGGGGCAGGGUUGGGAAACCAUACGGCCGGUUCAUUUGGUAAGGGGACAUUCCGGCGGCACUGUAGCUAAAGGUCCAGUAUGCCGGGCCAUUAAUAUUACAGCCCAUCUCUCUCCACCGACACACACACACACAAAAGAGAGAGAGAGAGAGAGAGAUGCAUCCAAGCACACGCGCACACACACGCGAUGUUCAACAUCAUAUACGUCAGAAAGGACCCCAUCUUAGACUAUAGGGUCGUAAUUUAUAUGGUUACACUUUCAGUGUCUGUUGGUUUUUCACCUGACUUUAAACGAAACGAGUCCGCCCCUCGCAAGGGAAAAAACAUUUUCUUUUCUUUUCUAUAAGUUUCAACUUAAUUUCUGCAGCUCGUGCAGUGGAGUAUGUCAACGAUAAUGUAGAUACAAUGUGUUGAUACACAACCUUUUUAUUGCAGUGCUCCUGAUUUUUAAGAGGUGAGGAUUAACUUGAAAUUUCAGUGAAUUCCAGUCUAGAUAUAUCUCAACCGAAAAUAGGCGUGAAUGUAACGUUAUUUAGACUUUGUUGUGAUGGUUAUAUGUUUUUUACACUCUGUUGUGAUGGUAACGUUAUUUAAACUUUCUUGAUUUUUGAUUUGCUGUGAAAAUGCCGUUAUUAAAACUCUCGUGGUAGUAUCGUGAAUUUUACUCUUGUAGAGGUAUCGCUUCAGCUAUUUACAAUCUAUUGUCAUAGUAACGUCUAUUGUGAUGCAAAUAUUAUUUACACCUAGAACGUUUUUCACUCUGCACUCUGUUUGGUGUCAUUUGAUCACACUGUUUGUGCCCUUGACAAGCUCCCAGUUGGAUAGAAUGUAAAUUUCGCUCUGCGGACACGGACAACAAGGGAUACCUGACCUUUGAUGAAGUAUUGGAUAAACUGGCACGUAUGCACAUUCCUAUUGACCGAGAACGUGCUAAGAAGUUCAUCAAGCGUAUUCGAGGAGACAAAGACAGUAAAAGUGAAAAAGACAGCAAAACGUCCAAAGACCCCGAGGCAAUCAGUAUUACACACUUUAUCCCUUUGUACUUCUUGGCCAUAAAAAGGGUCGAUCUGGACUGCAUAUUUGAGAAGUACGCAGAAGGCACAGACGUCAUGGACCUUUACGACCUCGCCGACUUCUGGCGCAGACAACAACAUAACGCAGACGCUACUCGUGAAGAUAUUCAACGACUUCUUCAAGCCCACGAACCAAUUAAAUCUGCCUUUCAGCUUGGUCUUAUGACGAAACAAGGAUUUUUAUCUCUCCUCCUGGAUCAACACAUAUUUAAUCCUGAUCACAGGCGUGUAUACCAAGACAUGGAGCAGCCCCUCGCACACUACUACAUUGCUACGUCACAUAACACUUACCUGACAGAGGACCAGAUUCGCGGUCCCAGUAGUGUGGACGCUUACGCCAGGGUGCUUCUCAAAGGAUGUCGAUGUGUGGAGUUGGACUGCUGGGACGGUCCGAAUAACGAACCCAUUAUUUACCAUGGACGCACGUUGACAUCGAAAAUCUUAUUCAAAGAUGUCGUGAAAACAAUCAAUGAUAAUGCAUUCCAAAAAUCAAGUUACCCUGUUAUCCUGUCCAUCGAGAACCAUUGUUCUCUGGUUCAACAGAAGAUCAUGGCCCAAUACUUCAAAGACAUAUUUGGUGCCAAAAUAUGCACCGACGCCGUCUCUCAGACACUGGAGAAGCUUCCGUCACCCGAGAGUCUGAAAGGAAAAAUACUAAUCAAGAAUAAGAAACUUCCCAGUGACGUGGAGGGUGACGCUGACGUCGUAGUGGACGAAGAGGAACUGGAAGAGGACCUCAGCGUCGAAGACUUGGAAAACGGCAACUCCAAGACUCUAGAGAACGGAGACUCGGACGCACCACCCCCGUCCCCAACCCCCACGACCCCUCCUCAUCUCACCCGCGAUCUCUCCCUCGACAGCAGUAUUGAGCGCUUGGAGGCAAUGGACAGUAUAAAUUUAAACACAACCGGAAGCACAAAAAGCAUCGAGUACAUUCAGCAGCAGGAGGCCACGAGCCAGAAGAGAAAAGAGAGUAGCGGAAAGGUGUCGUCCCUGAGGAACACGCUGCUGAGAAGAACGGGGACGAGCGGGACCAAGGGCUCCAAAGAUUCCAGUUCUAAAAGACAGAAGGUCAAGAUAAAACUGGCCAAGGAACUGUCGGACCUCGUGUCUUACUGCCAGGCUGGUGGGUUCCGGAGCUUUCAACAUUCCAUGAUGCAUC